Molecule: messenger RNA, 716 nt
Organism: Colossoma macropomum (tambaqui)
Lineage: Eukaryota; Metazoa; Chordata; Actinopteri; Characiformes; Serrasalmidae
Exons: 3
Coding region: 202-480 (92 amino acids)
Cellular component (GO): perinuclear region of cytoplasm
Molecular function (GO): calcium ion binding
Source: RefSeq, a predicted model, not a curated record
CCAUCCGUGCCCCGUUUUCUUCCUCCACCCUGCUCACCAUCCUGCACACGCCCAGUGAUUUAAUAAAACCAAAGGAAAAAAGUUUGGGGAAGACGUGGACGGGCGUUGUGUAGACGUGCAGGCAGAAACAGAGACAGAAAAGAAGCAGAAAAAGCUCCUCUUAAGUGUCUUUUUCCCCCAAAAAAACUUCACGGUCUAGAGAUGGAGUCCGCUAUAAAGACAGUGGUUACUCAGUUCGUAACCUCAGCACGUGGGAAGGAGAAUCUUGGAGCCAAGAAUUUUCAAAAGCUGGUCCAGUCUCAGCUGGGGAACAUCAUGUCGGACACAGAUAGCUCGUCAGCGGUGAAGGAGAUGAUGCACGGCUUGGAUGAUAACCAGGAUGGGAAGGUCAGCUUCCAGGAAUACAUGAACCUGGUGGGUUACCUGGCGUCUACGCUGAGCGAGAGGAAAACGGGGACCCAGAACAGUGCAGCCAACUGAGACUAGCCCUCAACAGCCAACAAUCAACCAAUUAAGCCUUUGUGUACAAUAUUCCAUUAAAACUGGCAAAGCAAACUAGGGGUGGGCGAUAUGUGAUAUUGUGCUAAAUUACACAACAGUAUCCAUGUUACUCUCAAAACUGCACAGCAACAAGGAGCCCAUUCAAAACCACUAUGCCAUUAUAUACCAGAUUUUUCCUACUGUUCGUUUUUUGCUAUAUAAAAUCAAAAAUCAUA